UACAAUAUAUAUGACUUUGGAAUGAUGAUGAGAAGAUGAUUUCAAGUUCAAGAGAAAAGGGUUGUUCUCAAGCAAAGCAAGAAGGUGAAAUCAACGGCAACGGAAGUAAGGUCUCGAAGGUGCCAUCGAGUUCGAGGCAGUGGUCGGGGUUUCGGAAUCCGAGGAUAGUCCGAGUGCCGCGUUCUUUCGGCGGUAAAGACCGGCAUAGCAAAGUUUGUACUAUAAGGGGACUAAGGGACCGUCGGAUAAGGCUUUCGGUGCCGACGGCAAUUCAACUAUAUGAUUUGCAAGACCGGCUAGGCCUUAACCAGCCUAGCAAAGUUGUGGAUUGGUUGCUUGAAGCAACCAAAGAUGAUAUUGAUAAGCUCCCACCACUUCAGUUUCAUCCGCCAUUGAUGGCACACAAUCCAUUCCAAUCAUCUUCUUUUGCUCCUUUUUUAGAUCCAAAUUUGAUGUUCAUGAAAGAUUGUGGAGGGGAACAUGAAGAAGAAGAUCAUCAAUGCACGGGAUUUGAAGAGAAAAACAUGCAGGUUGAAAGGGAAAAUAUUGCAGAUACCAAGGGAAAAUGGAUCAAAGAGCAAGAAAAUCAAGAAAAACUGAUUUUCCCAUUAACCAAUCAUGGUCCAGCCAUACCUGGAUUGUUCAACAACGGGGCAUCCAAUUCCAUGCCUUCCAAUACUUACAAUAACUACCAUUGGGAGCCUUCUUCAAAUUUAUCUUUGUCCUCGUUUCAGUUCGGAAGCCAUGGAUUCCAUCACCAACCUGAAACUUACUUCAAUGGCAACGCUUGUCCGCCAUUACCGUCGGCACAUUCCAUCUCGCCGCAGCUAUUUUUCGGCGCAUCGUCACUUUUUCCGUCGUAUACUUCGUAUGGGACGGCGGCGACAGGCCUCAGUCAAACACAAAACGACGAUCAAAGUCAUGCAGGUGAGGAUCAUAAUACUGAUUAA
This is a messenger RNA of Hibiscus syriacus, 950 nucleotides long. Its product is annotated as transcription factor TCP5-like. The record is from RefSeq and is a predicted model, not a curated record. NCBI's taxonomy places the organism in Eukaryota, Viridiplantae, Streptophyta, Magnoliopsida, Malvales, Malvaceae. Bases 36 to 950 code for a protein of 304 amino acids. Gene Ontology annotation, molecular function: sequence-specific DNA binding; DNA-binding transcription factor activity. Gene Ontology annotation, cellular component: nucleus. The transcript is spliced from 2 exons.